GCAUCAAUACAACAUAGGACGUUCUCUAAAUUUGGAGACAUAUUGAGAUGGAAUUCUUUUUCCCUUCUCAAGCUUUCAACUUAAUCAUGGAGGUUUUUUUUCUAUUUCUGAUCUUGAAAGUGCUACUUUUGUUCUGGGUUACGCCCCUUCGAGUUCGUCAUAGGCUCCAGAAGAAUGGGUUUGGGGGUCCAUCCCCAAGGUUUCCUCUGGGAAAUAUUGAAGAAAUGAAGAAGAAGCAGGAAGGUGUCACACCACUUGAGUUUGCAGAUAGUAUUAUCUCGCAUGAUAUACACUCUAACGUGUUUCCUUACUUCGCUCGGUGGCAAAAGGCUCAUGGGAAGGUGUUUGUUUACUGGUUGGGGACAGAGCCAUUUUUGUACGUUGCAGACCCUGAGUUUCUGAAGAGGAUGUCAACGGGAGUGUUGGGGAAGAGCUGGGGAAAGCCGAAUGUGUUUAAACAUGACAGACAACCCAUGUUUGGAAAAGGAUUGGUGAUGGUUGAGGGAGAUGAAUGGGUUCGUCACCGCCAUGUUAUCACUCCUGCAUUCUCUCCGGCCAACCUUAAGGUUAUGGCAGACUUAAUGAUGGAACCAGCCACAAAGAUGCUGGACAAGUGGACGCUAAUGGUAAACUCUGGCAAUCCUGAGAUUGAUUUCGAGAGAGAAAUCACUACGACUGCAGGCGAGAUCAUUGCGAGGACGAGCUUUGGCUUAAGCAACCAAAAUGGAAGAGAAGUGUUUGAAAAGCUACGAGACAUGCAGAUCACGCUCUUCAACUCCAACCGUUACGUUGGUGUCCCAUUUAGCAAAUUCAUGUCCCCUAAACAAACCCUGAAGGCGAAGAAGCUGGGGGAGGAGAUUGAUGAGCUCCUCUUAUCGAUCAUAUCUGCUCGUAAAGAGUCGAUAUUAAGUGGUUCUCCUCCUCAGCGGGACUUGUUGGGACUGCUGCUGGAGGGAAGCCUGUCGGAUGGCCGGAAAGGGAAGAGUUUGACAACAAAGGAGCUAGUGGAUGAGUGCAAAACUUUCUUCUUUGGAGGCCAUGAAACGACCGCGUUGGCUCUCACAUGGACAUUGCUACUCUUGGCAUUGCAUCCAGACUGGCAAGAACAACUAAGGGAGGAGAUCCAGGAAGUGGUCGGAGAUAAAACUCUUGAUUACCCCAUGCUUUCUGCACUAAGAAAGAUGGGAUGGGUGAUGAAUGAGGCUUUGCGACUAUACUCACCAGCACCAAAUGCACAAAGGCAAGCAAGAGAAGAUAUCAGGGUGGAUGAUCUUGUUAUCCCUAAUGGAACCAACAUGUGGAUCGAUGUGGUGGCUAUGCACCACGAUCCGGCUCUCUGGGGUGAGGACGUAAAUGAAUUCCGGCCAGAAAGGUUCAAGGAUGACAUAAACGGUGGGUGCAAGCACAAGAUGGGGUUCUUGCCAUUUGGGUUUGGAGGGAGGAUGUGUGUCGGAAGGAACUUGACAACAAUGGAGUACAAGGUUGUCUUAACCCUCAUUCUCACUAGAUUUUCUUUCUCCCUUUCACCGGCUUACCGUCACUCACCUUCGAUUUUGCUUUCUUUGAGGCCCCGGCAUGGAUUGCCCCUCAUAAUUCACCCACUUUAAGAUAGAAUUAUGUUCUUUUCAUUGCAUUAUAAUACAUAGCUUACAAUAUUUACCGUCUAGUGUAGAGGAUCAGGGCAGUUGUAUUUAUUAAAAUAUAAUAACAUGAAUCAG
Messenger RNA from Rubroshorea leprosula, 1718 nucleotides. NCBI's taxonomy places the organism in Eukaryota, Viridiplantae, Streptophyta, Magnoliopsida, Malvales, Dipterocarpaceae. The record is from the annotation of a GenBank genome assembly.